CUAGAACUCAGUCAGUGAGGACAGUUGGCACAUAAUUCCCUCCCACUCCUCCCAUCUGACAGAGAGAGAUUACUUGUGACUGUCUCUGUCCAGCUUGAUAAGACCAUUUGACAAGGCAGCGGAAUUCCCCUUUUUGUACAGUGAUAAUAUGCUCAGAUCAGGCUGAAAGACCCAUGAACUGUACCACCUGAAGACAGAGAAUAAUCUAUGGACUAAAGGCCAUGUAGCCUCAGUGGAGGCUGCUGAGGGAAGGACAUCUGAAGACAGAGACUAAUCUAUGGACUAAAGGCCAUGUAGCCUCAGAGGAGGCUGCUGAGGGGAGGACAGCUCAUAAUAAUGGCUGGAAUGGAGCAAACGGAAUGGCAUCAAACACAUGGAAACCAUGGUGUUGAUGUAUUUGCUAACAUUCCAACUAUUCCUCUCCAGCCAUUACCACGAGCCCGUUCUCCCCAAUUAAGGUGCCACGAACCAACCUCAUGUGAUAGGAAUGUAGCUUAGAAGGAAAUGAUAUAAUCCAUACCAGAGGAUAAUGACCUAGCAUUCAGUCAUCUCUGCAGUAGCUCUAUACUCAGAGGACACCACAUCCAAGACCAUGUUUUCUCAGGAUCAAGGUUGGACACACAUUGAGUGAUUAGUUAUGUAACCUCACUGAAGGGGAUAAAUGUAAACAUUGUCCAGUUGUUUUUACUAUACUGUGAUCCUAUGUGGAAAGUGGAAUAGUCUAGAGGACGUGUCAAACACAUCCCAAGGUGGGCUGAGUGUCUGCAGUGUUUCCCCUGCUCCCUUGUACUUGAUCAACGAAUUAAGGCCACUAAUGAGUAAAUAACUCCACUCGCUGGUUGUUUAGGUCUAAAUUGAAAGGAAAAAAACUAAAACCUGCAGACACUAGAGCCUCCAUGGAAGGAGUUUGACACCGCUGAGCUGGAGGAUAGAGAUCCUAUUUAGGAGAGAAAGCAAAUCAUCGUUGAAAAACAGUACUAUUAAUAUGUGUUUAUUUAUUCAAUGAAUAAAAAUGGAUUCAACAGUAAGUCUACCUCAUAGGACGUUAUUCAAAUGUGCGUUUGAUAUAAAGAACAUGCACACACCAACAUGCCAAAACUUGUGCCUGCCAGAAGAACAUCCUGUCUAGUAGGCGCGUGCGUUUUGUUUUUCCACUUCGUCUGUGCGUUGUCGACCGCUGUCAAUCAACGCAGGGGAAUGCGGCGGAAGUGCGCCACACAAACAUAUGUCCCAUGACUGCGCGUCGUAGGUGGUGGGGGGUUUGCACUGGGUCUUUUCUGAAGGUGGGCGGUUUUCCCAACAGUGUGACUGCAAUCACCGGCUGAUUCACUCCUAAGCUUCCCAUCUCACCGACCAUGAAGAUCUGGACAUCGGAACACAUUUUCAACCAUCCUUGGGAGACAGUCACCAAGGCUGCGAUGCAGAAGUACCCCAACCCCAUGAACCCCAGUGUGUUUGGGGUGGAUGUGUUGGACCGUAGUGUGGACACACGGGGACGCCUGCACAGCAACAGGCUGCUGAGCGCUGAGUGGGGCCUGCCUUCCAUCGUCAAGUCGAUCAUUGGCAGAACACAGACGUGCACAUACAUUCAGGAGCAUUCUGUAGUGGACCCCAUUGAAAAGACAUUCGAGCUUCAGUCUUCAAACAUCACAUUCACUAACAUGGUGUCAGUGGAUGAGAAGCUUACAUACAGACCACAUCCUGAUGACGCAGAGAAGACGAUAUUGACUCAAGAAGCUCUCAUCUCAGUCAAAGGGGUUAGUCUGAGUAGCUACCUGGAGGGAGUUAUGGCUAGCACCAUCUCUGCAAACGCAGGCAAGGGUCGUGAGGCGAUGGAGUGGGUGAUCAGGAAGCUAAAUGCAGAGAUCGAAGAGCUGGCAGCCGCCGCCCGCGGCACCAUAAGGCCUCCCAUGGCUGCUGCUAUGACUUCAGAGAAAUGAUACCUCUAAGUUCCCAGCGACCAGCCUGGGGACAUUGUUCUUCUCCUGCGUCAGAACAGACUCCACCUCCCUUUAGACUGGUCUGAUUCUCAUCAACUGGACAGGAAUCAGAUCUACAAGUUUGAUUACAAUUCAAGUACUGUAUUUAUUGUUAUUAUUUAAGUACUAACUGAAAUGAAGGGAACAACGGUAAUCCUAGUAUAUAUAUAUAUAUAUAUAUUUUUAAACAUUUUAUAGGCGAGGAGCAUCUCAAAUGCCGUGUCUGUUGGAGUAGAAUCUAAAUAUUCUCAGUUGCUCUGUGCCCAAGUUUGAGACUAGAGCAGGUCAUAUUAUCAGCAUGCAGUAGUACUAUAGCCUCAGGGACCGUGUCAAAUAUAGAGGACGGUUCAGCGAGUAACAACUUGGUUCUGCACCGAUCUUGUUGGACUGUGCUAGCCUGGUGCCAGAGUUGGCAAGAGAGCACAAACCGAUCUGGGACCAGGCUAAGACCGUAUCAGAGGUUAUUGAAUAAAUCCUGGGGAUGCAAUCACCUAUAACAGACAGAACAAGAACAGUUUCAACAUGCUGAAUUUUAAUACCAUCUUCCCUGCGCAAAGCUGCACCUAAAUUAAGAGUGGUAAGGCGUGGUUGGGGUUUUUCAUACUUGACAGUGACAUAUAUUUAUUGAGUGAAAUCACUAACAAGGGGGGGGGGGGAGUCAAAUGUGACUUUGGGAAGAAUUAACAGAUAAGAAACUUCACGAAAUUUUACUAAUGAAUUGUUCUUCGGUGACCCUCUGCCAGCACAAAAUGUCUGUGUUCUCAGUGUUAUGACCCCAACAAUGAAUGCAUUUUCUAACACACAUACUGUACAGAAGAGAGGGGUCAUGCUCCGGGCCCUCCAGUAAUAUUCUGUAUUCUCUCCCAAGAGUGAAACUAAGUAUUUCAAUAAUAUAAAAGAAGUGUUUUUGGUUAAAUGUUCUGUACUGCUAUAGCCUCCAGUAUGUUAUGGAAAUGUCUGCUAUGUUUGACGUAUGGAGAGAAUAUAUUAUUUAUUUGAUGUAAUAUAGAGAGAUGAAUGUGUUUUUAAUUUGGUUGUAAACAAUGGUACUUGUUGUCAAUGGUACUUACAGCCUGGGAUGUCCAGUAUAUAUUCUAGAUCAUAACGCUGAGGAGAUCAAAUGUCUCUGCUACCAACUCUAAGGGACGGUUUCCUGUACGCAGAUCAAGCUUAACACUGGACUAUUGAUAUGUUGUGUUUUUAAUCCAGGACUAGGUGUAAUCUGUGCAAACCUGACCAGAAUGUUUUAUCUUGAGUCUAUGGCGAAAACUUGUGUUGUCAAGGAAAGAAAGAUGCUACAGUCAGUACGUGUGAUGUAUGCAUUCCAAAAACCAUGCCAGUUUGCAUUCUCAAUACAAUUGUGUUAUGUUGCCAGAGUCCAGUUCUAAUAUGCUUUAAAAGUGGUAAUGUCAAAUAUUCCUGGUUUGUUAAUGAACGUUCUGUUCUGACAUGACCUGAUGUUAGAACAAAGGGACAUGUUGAUCGUUCUAACAUGUAAGGAGGAAUUUUGUAGGUGUUUUUAAAAUAUAUAUUUUAUUUUUUUACCCAUAUUUAGAAUAAAAGAACUUAACUCUACACCUGCACAACAAUAAAACUCAGUUGGUGCUGAAGUCAUAAUGGAUUCAAAUGCUUCUGUAAACUCCAAGUUCCAAAUGGUCAAACAGAAAUGGAGACCAGGCAUGUUGGUUUACGUGAAAGAAAUAAAGUCCUCUAAAAUAUG
Molecule: messenger RNA, 3699 nt
Organism: Oncorhynchus kisutch (coho salmon)
Lineage: Eukaryota; Metazoa; Chordata; Actinopteri; Salmoniformes; Salmonidae
Gene: prelid3b
Product: PRELI domain containing 3
Exons: 6
Coding region: 1356-1940 (194 amino acids)
Cellular component (GO): mitochondrial intermembrane space
Source: RefSeq, a predicted model, not a curated record